CUCGGCCUGGACGUGGGCGGCUCCAGUUCUGUCAUCGCCGUCGCGCGCAGAGGUGGCGUGGACGUCUUGGUGAACGAGGCGACAGAGCGGUCGACGCCUUCGCUCGUCGGCUUUGACGGGCGCAGGCGCCGGCUUGGCCUGAGUGCUUCUGCCACACGCUCGCGCAGCCCGGAGGACGUGAUCGCCCCGAAGCGCCUCGUCGGCCCCAAGUCGGCCGAGUCGCUACAACCUCGCCCCGCAGUCUCGCUGAAGACGUCUGGCGACGGCUCCGUCUCGGCUGAGGUCGAGUACUGCGGCCAGCGGCGCACAUUCACGGCGGUCCAGCUGUUUGCGAUGCUGCUCCGCCACCUGGCGGCCACGGCAGAGCGGGACCACGGCUCCGCGCUCCGCGAGGCGGUGAUCGCGGUGCCUCACCGCUACAGCGCAGAGCAGAGACAAGCCGUCCUCGAUGCGGCUCGGCUCGCAGGC
Messenger RNA from Emiliania huxleyi CCMP1516, 468 nucleotides. RefSeq lists its product as hypothetical. NCBI's taxonomy places the organism in Eukaryota, Haptophyta, Isochrysidales, Noelaerhabdaceae. The transcript has a single exon. Gene Ontology annotation, cellular component: nucleus; cytosol. Gene Ontology annotation, molecular function: ATP binding; ATP-dependent protein folding chaperone. Gene Ontology annotation, biological process: protein folding. The annotation marks the transcript as partial. The record is from RefSeq and is a predicted model, not a curated record.